GUUCCGGUCAAAUCCAACUAUGGCAGUUUCUAUUGGAGCUUCUUUCCGACGUCCGCAACACGGCCUGCAUCACCUGGGAAGGCAACAACGGCGAAUUCAAAUUGGUGGAUCCGGACGAAGUAGCUCGUAGAUGGGGGGAGCGGAAGUCUAAGCCCAACAUGAACUACGACAAACUGAGCCGGGCACUCCGGUAUUACUACGACAAGAACAUCAUGACCAAGGUUCAUGGCAAAAGGUACGCCUACAAAUUUGAUUUUGCUGGCUUGGCACAAGCAUUACAACCCUCAGCUCCACCUACGGAGGCGUACCCACACCAUUAUAUGCAUUCUGAUUGGCUGUUACAUCCAGGCUACCAAGGGACAAGUCCUUCUGUCAACUUUACAGCCAAUCACUACCACCAACCAGUCUCACAGAUGCACCACGGAAUCUUCACUCCACCCAACCCAAGCAGCUAUUAUCACCACCACUAUCAUCACCACCACUGGUCUGCAGCGGCAGCCGCAGCUACAGCUGCAGCUUCGGCUGCACAAUCUCCGGCAGCACCAUCUACUAUGGCCCCGCCUCAUGAGAUAAUACCCUAUCACAAAUACCAUCACCAGCAACCUCAUCACCGACACCACCAGAAUCAUUUGUUUGUAUCUGCAGACGACAGCCACACCAAUCCAUAUAUGGGCACGUGUUACUAA
Molecule: messenger RNA, 686 nt
Organism: Candidula unifasciata
Lineage: Eukaryota; Metazoa; Mollusca; Gastropoda; Stylommatophora; Geomitridae
Source: the annotation of a GenBank genome assembly